UUCGCAAAAAAAAGAAAAAAACAUUUAAAAAAAUUCAGUGUGUUGAGCACGAUUUUUAAUUUGUUAAAUAAAAAGACAGACAAGAAGAAGUGAUUUGUGAAUUAAAUAAGCUAAUAAUGAUGACUCUUACAAUGCCGCCAGCAACAACAGAUGAGAAUCUUCGACUAUUGUCGACAGAAAAUAAAUUAAAAUCAACAGACAUUCAAGAAAUACUUAAAAGUGCGAGUAGUACUAAUGAUGAGAAUGUCAACGAUAAUGCAAACACAUCAAUCACAUCAAGCAAACAGAUGCCAUUCUACUUCGGAAUCUCAGAAAUUCUCCCAAACCUUUACCUUUGUGGAGCAUGUGCAAUUGUCAGACCAGAAACACUUGAAAAGCUACAAAUAAAGUUUGUUGUAAAUGCCACAGUUGAAUUACCAGAUACACCACUUCCAGAUGACAAGCCUGAAUAUAUGAGAGUUCCAGUCAAAGAUGUUCGUGAAUCAAAUUUAAUGGAAUAUUUCGAUACGGUUGCAGACAUGAUUGAAAAAACAAGACAGGAUGAUGGAAAGAGUUUAGUUCAUUGCGUAGCUGGAGUUUCACGAUCGACAUCCUUGGUAUUAGCUUAUCUUAUGAAGUACGCAGACAUGUCAUUGAUACAAGCAUUCCAGCAUGUGAGAAGCAUACGACCACAAAUUAGACCGAAUAUGGGAUUUUUCAAGCAACUAAUUGAAUAUGAGCAGAGACUUUAUGGCACAACGACAGUAUCUAUGGUUCAUUGUUCAUCACUCGGUGAGGAAAUUCCUGAUGUUUAUGAGUCGGAAUAUAAAGCAAUGGAAAUGUUGUAUCAAAAAUACAGAAGAAGCUUUGCUAGACGAUGAAUUUCCUGGCUAUAAAUAAGCUUUAAUUCAGUGAUAUGAAUGGUGAAAAUUGAAUAUUAAGAUGGAUGGAACCAACGCAAGUGUAACCAAAUGAUGGAUAAUUAAUUUAGUUGACUAAAACCUCUAAAUGUAUUGUAAUUAAUUUAAGAAGAAAUCUAUUGUAAUUUCGGAUUAAUUCAGCUAAUUAUGAUGAGUAAAUUUAAUUAAUUGAUAAUUUCUAAAUGUGUAAGAAUCAUGGAAAAAUUAAAAUUCAAU
This is a messenger RNA of Chironomus riparius, 1115 nucleotides long. The record is from the annotation of a GenBank genome assembly. NCBI's taxonomy places the organism in Eukaryota, Metazoa, Arthropoda, Insecta, Diptera, Chironomidae.